GUGUCACACACAUCAAAUGCCUGCCUGCUGUGUCCCCACCCCACGGCUCCCACAGCACACGGCACGGCAGCCGUUGCAGUUUCCCAGACACUAGGUAGGUGAAUUGUGGUUGGUGCACCUGCAGACGCAGUCCGUCCGUCAUAUGCGCAGACAGAGAAAGAAGCGAACCAGGCUAAGCUAAUCAAGCAUGGCAGCGAGAGAGCAGUACAUACAAUGAUGUGUAUACAUACGUACGAUGGACGAAGGGAUGAUGUGUAUAGGGCCCGAGACAUAUCGAUGUGUAUAUACACACACACAUGCAUAUGGAUGGAUGGAUGGACGGCCCAAUAUAUACCAGACCACAGAUGCAUCAUCCAUGUGGAUGGCCCACAGUCUUAAUGAAUGAAUGCCCACGCCACAAGGGAAAAAGUCCUCAACGGCCCAUCAUCGCUCACACACACACACACACACAUACCCAUAUAUGGCACAACACACACAGCGCCCUCCACACAGCGCCCCACCCCCCCUUCCCCCUCGUCAUGGGCAGCCACAGGCCAUCUUGAGGGCUUGGAACUCCUCCAUGAUGCAGUCGAGGAGCAUGUCGGGCGACUUGACCGUCCUGAGGUCGCUGCCAGCCGCCACCCACAGGCCGUUGCUGUAGGAGAAGGCCGUCACUCCCACACCCACGUUGCCCAUGAUGGGCGGAGCGAAGAAGCAGUGCCGCAGCGCGAUGCCUUUCACAGGACUCAGACGCUGGGGACCUGCAAGCAAGACACACGACACACUGUAUGUGUGGUUAUCCCCCCCUGUCUGUGUCAGUUGUGCCUGCCUACCAGGGACAUUGCUGACAAACAUGCUGAUCUUGCUCCGAAUGGGCUUGAGUAUCGCCUCGGCGAGGCACGAUGGGCACUGGUAGAGCCACUGCAUGAACAGCGCCCCGCCUAGCAGCACACACCCUUGUCUCGAUCCCUCCUCAGCUGCCGCACCACACACCCCAGCCUCUCGAGCGGGCUGGACGCGUCGGCGACUAGGGGCAGCACGGCGAAUGCGUUGAAGAAGCUGUUGGACAGCGUCUUCAGCUCGCCCGUCCUCAGAUUGACCGGCCAAACGAACAUGGCAUCUCGCCAGGUGCUCAGCGGCGAUGGCAGCUCACCCUCUGCUGCAUUCCUAUCACCACCGUGGGUCUUGUUGAUGUAUCGGACGAUCGCGCCCACCACCAGCGACACAAACACCUCAUUGAUGGACACUUUGCUUGCACCCGCCGCCAUGAGCACUUGAUCAGACAUCCUCACGGACCUCAGCUCGUCCAUCGAGAUGCACCUGGGCAGUGAGACCUGUCGCAGGCCGCCGGGCGAGGGACGGUGGGGGGCCGAGCGGGAUGACGGUGGUGGGUCCCAUGACGGAAUAGACGGCAGCAGCGGCAGCGCGAGGAUCGGCAGGGGCGCGUAGAAGAGCAUCGAGGCGUACAUGGCCAGCCGGUCCCACAUGCUGAGUGACGGCAGGUGAGAGAACGACUUGCUGAUGCUGGCAGUCUCAUCUCGGUCGAAAAGCUCUUUGGUGAUCAUGCGCACGAGAGCCGCACCAUCGCCGAGCAGGUGGUGGAUGCGCCACACGAAGAUCGUGCUGGGCGCGCCGUCCAGCCCUUCGCACUGUGGAAUCACCUUGAUCUGCCACGCCGGGCGGCUCAUAGGCAGGUCCCCGUUGAUGCAGAUGUCCAAAUACUCGCGCAGAUCUCGCAAGGGCAGCAAGAGAGGCGCCCCAAGUGACGGCAUCUUGCCGCUCCGCCGGAUCUCCUCUCUCACACAGUCGUGCGGCACCUGGAGGACGUGAUUGCGGACAUCAAACCUCCCGUCCCCCUUGUCAUAGGAGAGGCACCAGCGCCACAGGACUCGCUUGAGAGUGCACUUGAGCCGCUCGUGCUUGUCCACCCACCGCUCCUUCACGGCCUCCAGCAUAUGAGCCAGCGACAGCCCAUCAUCCGCAAAGAAGACGAUGCUGAUGAUAGCGGGUGACUCGACGGUCUCGGCUUGAAGCAUCAUCACCUCGGUGCGGUUGAGGGGCUGCAGGCGGCCAUGAUGGGACGAUAGUAGCGCCACACAGCCGCACACGGUGCGCAGGCACCAUGCUGCGAGGGAGACCGCCAUCAGCAGAGGGUGGAGGAUGAGAGAGAUGACGAACGCGGCCGUCUGGAGGAACAUUUCGUGUCAGCAUUUCAGCUCAUUUCGCCGGCCGUUCAGCAGCAGCGGUUUCACG
Messenger RNA from Vitrella brassicaformis, 2232 nucleotides. The record is from the annotation of a GenBank genome assembly. Lineage: Eukaryota; Vitrellaceae.